Messenger RNA from Arabidopsis arenosa, 606 nucleotides. Lineage: Eukaryota; Viridiplantae; Streptophyta; Magnoliopsida; Brassicales; Brassicaceae. The record is from the annotation of a GenBank genome assembly.
AAAAUGGUGUGGAGCAGCAAAAUGUCAAGCUUUCUACUGAUUUUGCUCAUUCUUAAUUCGACCCAUUUCAGUCUAAUGGCUAAUGGUAGACCAGAGCCAAACUCAGUCGAAUUCACCAAGAGUGGAGAUCAAGAUGAGAAGAUGAUGAUGAGAGGUCUAAUAGGAUCAAGACCACCAAGAUGUGAGAGAGUGAGAUGUCGUUCUUGUGGUCAUUGUGAAGCAAUUCAAGUUCCUACAAAUCCUCAAACAAAGCUUCACUCACCUUUUACCACUUCUUCUUCUUCCUCUGAGAUUAUUCAUCUUGAUUACACCAGAGGAGAUGAUAGUACUAAUUACAAACCCAUGAGCUGGAAAUGCAAAUGUGGUAACUCUAUCUACAACCCUUGAAGAACAUUUCUUUACUUUUUCUACAUUUUUUUUCUUUGGUUCAAAUUCUAAAAUCUCUGUGUAAAUAUCUAUAAUUUUGUUGUUUUUUUUUCGGGUCAAACAUAUUUUAGUUGUAAUCUUCAGAUUUUAUGGUAAUUCUGUGUGACUGAUUAUGGUGUUGUUGUUUAUUAUAGUGUAGUUAACAAAAAAAACAGAGAUGAAUAAAAAUUUGCUUUAUCC